This is a messenger RNA of Fusarium oxysporum Fo47, 2637 nucleotides long. RefSeq lists its product as uncharacterized. Gene Ontology annotation, molecular function: transmembrane transporter activity; translation release factor activity. The coding region runs from base 106 to 2637 and encodes 843 amino acids. NCBI's taxonomy places the organism in Eukaryota, Fungi, Ascomycota, Sordariomycetes, Hypocreales, Nectriaceae. Gene Ontology annotation, biological process: transmembrane transport; translational termination. The record is from RefSeq and is a predicted model, not a curated record. The transcript has 3 exons.
CAAACAUUCCCGCCUCAACCCCGACCCCAGCAUCACUAAUACAUAAAACCCCAUCGUAUCCUUCACCACUCCUCACUAUGGUCAGCUCUUCAUUGUUGCGUCAAAAUGGCCGUCGAUACUUCAGAUAGCGUCUGUCCCACGCUCCACGAUGAACCCCUCAGUGAUGAAAAACCCCAAGAUGACGCUGCUUCAACACCAAGCCAAGGCGACGAAGAGAUUCAAGCUUGCACAACAGAAGACUCAGGUGAACCUCCAGAUGGUGGCUUACAAGCCUGGCUGCAAGUCGUAACAGGCCAUCUCGUCGCUUUCAACUCAUGGGGGUAUCUCAUCAGCUUCGGCAUCUUCCAGCCCUACUACGAAUCCCAAUUCUCACUUCCACCCUCAACAAUCUCUUGGAUCGGCAGCUUAGAAGUCUGUCUCAUUUUCUUCAUCGGCACAUUCUCCGGCCGAGCUUUCGACGCAGGAUAUUAUCGCACUGCCCUAGCAGUAGGCCUCUUUCUCCAAAUAUUAGCCAUCUUCAUGACCAGUAUCGCAUCAUCGUACUGGCAAGUCCUUCUCGCCCAAGGAAUCUGCCAAGGUCUUGGUAAUGGAAUCAUCUUCGCACCGACGAUAGCAAACAUGUCGACGUAUUUUACUAGCAAGAAGACUAUUGCUAUAUCAGCUGGUGCAUGCGGUGCUGGCACAGGAGGGAUUGUGUUUCCGCUGAUUGCACAACAACUUCUCCCCAAGAUUGGGUUUCGCUGGACAGUGAGGGUUAUGGGCUUAGUGGUUGCUGUGUCGUCAAUGAUUAUCAUGAUCAUUGCGAAGACGAGACUCAAGGCGAGAAAGGCUGGGCCGCUUGUUGAAUGGGCUGCAUUCAAGGAGCCAGCGUAUGUCCUCUUUGCUGCGGCAAUGUUCUUUACCUUGUGGCCAACAUGGAUCUCCUACAACUAUGCUCGUCAAUACACAACAGACAAACUCUCUGGCUCAGCCUCAGACUCAUUCCUAAUCCUCAUCGUCAUAAACGCCGUCGGUAUCCCAGGCCGCAUGAUAUCCGCCUUUCUCGCCGACCGCCUCUUCGGCGCCAUUCCCGUCUUCAUACCCACAAUCUUCUCGGCCUCUCUAUGUCUCUAUCUCUGGUCACAGGUCUCCUCCCUAACAGGAAUGUUCAUCUGGGUCAGCGUAUUUGGCUAUUUCGGCGCCGCGAUACAAAGUCUCUUCCCUUCCUGCUGUGCGAGUCUUACGCCAGAUUUGAGUAAAGCCGGGACAAGAAUUGGAAUGAUCUUCUCGAUUAUUAGUUUUGCGGCGUUGACGGGGUCGCCUUUGGCUGGGAAGUUGAUGCAAGCUACGGGCGGGAGCUAUUUGGCGGCGCAGAUUUGGGGAGGGUCGAGUAUGAUUUUGGGGAUGGGGUUGUUUCCUCCCCUCUCAAUUCCUCCCCCCAAAGUGUCCCCGCUAACCACCACAGAUGCCUCACCACUCCUCGCACCCGCACUCCUCCAGCGCGCCCAAUCCCUCACAACCGAACACGACGACCUCCAGAAAACCCUCAACAACUCCUUCGAUUCUACCAUAGCUAAGCGCGUCGGCGAAUUGUCCCGCGUAGCUGAAGCGCUGAAAGCAUGGCAGACCUCCCAAGCCUCUGUUGCCGAAUUAACCUCCAUGCUUGACGACCCCGAUCAAGACGCCGAUCUCGCUGCCAUCGCCCGCGAUGAACUCAGCUCCGAAACAGGAAAACUCGAGUCCCUCGCCCGCAGACUCUCAGCAAGCUUAACGCCCCGCCACCCCUUCGCCGAUUUCCCAUGCAUGCUGGAGUUCCGCCCUGGGCCUGGUGGUCUUGAAGGGCGGUACUUUAUGGAUACUUUGUUCAAAAUGUACAAGGCGCUAUGCAUGCGACGCGGUUAUCGCCACACAGUAGUAAAGUACGAAUUUGCCGAUACAGCAGGUGAUUCCUCCUCAUCAGCCGGCGAGAACCCCCUCCAAGAAGCAAUUCUCGAAGUCCACGACCAAGGCGCCUUCGACAUCUUCCGCAGCGAAGCAGGCAUGCACCGUGUCCAACGCAUUCCCAGCACCGAGACCAAAGGCCGCGUGCACACCAGUGCCGUCGCAGUCUGGGUUCUGCCCUCGUUCCCCGAGAACGGCGCUGCAAACAUCGACUUUGACGAUCCAGAGAGUGACUUCUACGUUAAUCCGCAGGAGGUCAAAAUUGAGACGAUGCGAGCUAGAGGUGCGGGAGGACAACACGUUAAUAAGACGGAGUCUGCUAUUCGAAUGACGCAUUUGCCUACUGGUACGACUGUGUCGAUGCAGGAUCAUCGUUCGCAGCAGCGUAAUCGUGAAGAAGCAUGGAAAUUGCUUCGUUCACGCAUUGCAGAUCAGCGACGAGAAGCUCGUGAAGAGGAAGCCUCUAAGCUAAGAAACAGCGUACUCUCCAAGACACAGAUCACACGAGGUGAUAAGAUCCGAACAUACAACUACAACCAAGACCGAUGUACCGACCAUCGUGCAGGCGUUGACGUGCACGACCUACCGAAUGUUCUCGAGGGCGGUGAAAAGCUAGAUCGAAUCAUGGACGGCGCAAAAGAUUGGCUUGUGAAUAAGGAUAUUGAACUCCUCAUGGCCGAAGAAGAAGCCAAAGAGAAGCUCAAUGGCAAGAAAUAG